This is a messenger RNA of Chenopodium quinoa (quinoa), 764 nucleotides long. RefSeq lists its product as uncharacterized. The coding region runs from base 27 to 764 and encodes 245 amino acids. The transcript is spliced from 3 exons. NCBI's taxonomy places the organism in Eukaryota, Viridiplantae, Streptophyta, Magnoliopsida, Caryophyllales, Amaranthaceae. The record is from RefSeq and is a predicted model, not a curated record.
AUUUUAAUGUCUUAUGGAUCUAAUUUAUGAAUUUACAAUGUGCGAUUAUGGUACUAAUAACUUUUCAGGUGGUCAUCAUGGGAGGAGGAAAUAAAGGAGAAACGUCCAAGAGGAGAAAGUCUAAGGGGAAAUCUCCGGUUGUACGUGUUGACGAGGAUGAGUCAAUGGAGGAAGCGGAGGCACAUGAUUUGGGGGCCUCUCAAGAAAUCGUCAGAAAUGUACAAGGGCAACAGGAGCAACAACAGCUUCAGGAACAGGAGCUACAGGACCCGCAUCCUAAUGACUUGCUAGAGUUGGACCCUUCCACACUUUGGUUUGAUGAUAGGCCGGUGAAGAAUGUGCUCUCCGACUCGCUAACCGGCUACUAUGUUCAGCCUUGGAGGAAUUAUGGAGAGGUUGAUGAAGAUUCGAAAGAGCACUUUUGGAACUUGUUCAACAAAAAAUUCAAGUGGGAACCUGAGUUAAACAACCAAGUGAAGGACACUUUCGAAGAAAAGUUUGCAAAUCGCCUACGUGACACGUUCUACAACAUCACACACAGGCUGAAUGGUCGCAAACCAAGAUGGCUUAAUAAGGAUUUCCACGAAGGCAUGAUGAAAAUUGUUGCCACCGAUCCAAAAUAUCAGAAGCGGUCGGAACAAAACAAGAAGAACCGAAGAGGCGGAUCCAUGGAAAAUGUCGUUGAACCGACCCACUUUCAAGGUUCAAUGUCAUCUGUAAAACAUGCUAAAAAGAUGGUAAGGUUCCUACAAUAUGUCCAGUAA